Messenger RNA from Candida albicans SC5314, 1476 nucleotides. It is a transcript of the gene WSC4, whose product is annotated as Wsc4p. The coding region runs from base 1 to 1476 and encodes 491 amino acids. The transcript has a single exon. The record is from RefSeq and is a predicted model, not a curated record. Lineage: Eukaryota; Fungi; Ascomycota; Pichiomycetes; Serinales; Debaryomycetaceae.
AUGACAUUACGAAACCAAGCAAUGCCAGCACUACAUCCCACAUUAUUGGUCAUAUUAUUAUACAUCUCGUUGACCCAUGCACUAUCGUUAAGUAGAUGCUCCUCGACAAAUUUGGGCGGUGAAAAAACAAGCAGCGAGUUCAUGUCAAAUGGGCUUUGUCGAGACACCUGUUCAAAGGAUGGGUAUGCCGUUGCUGUCUUGUCAGGAAACGAUUGCUACUGUACCAACGAUGUCCCAGCAGACACUACUGAUAUGUCGAAUUGUGAAAUUGGAUGUCCAGGUUAUAAAGACCAGGAAAAUUGUGCUGGAGAUGGUUAUUUUGGGUACUUGAUUAUUGGACAACCAUCAGCAACCGUCGGAGGAGAGACAAGUACGAGUAAGUCAACACAAAGCUCAACAAGCACAUCAACAAGUACUAGCUCCACCUCUACAUCGAGCACCACCUCAAGCUCAUCAUCCACUAGCACCACCUCAAGCUCAUCAUCCACUUCUACUUCCACUACUUCAGAACCCUCUUCUUCCAUCUCCCCUGCCACCACCAUGGUUACCAAAACAACACAAAUCACAGAAACUCAUCGUUCAAGCAAUAUUGUUCAAGUCACACAGUACUCGACAGAAGUACUUACCGUGUCUCCCAGCACCACAUCCAAAUCUUCUACUUCCUCAUCAUCGAAAUCCUCCUCACAAACACCAAUAGUAUCCACAAAAAUCGAACAAACAACAGCCUACUCCAUCAAAACAGUAAAUGGAACUCAAACACAAGAGAUCAAAACACUAUACAUAACCCAAUUCACGACCCAAUCAACUCUGGAUUCGACAACUGGCACCACAAGUUUUGAAUCAGCAUCAAUAUCUAAUUUGCGGUCUCAGGACGCUUCUGUUGCGCCAACCCUGUCGGUGCCCAGCUCAUCAACAACGGAUUCCCCCAAGACCAACAAGAAUGCAUUUUUUGACGACAAGGGUAAGGUUGCUGGUACUUUUACUGCCGUUGGAAUAGUUGUUGUCGGGAUAGUCGGUGCUAUGUUGUACUGCUGCUGCUGCUUUGGUGGAGCAGGUGGCAGACACAACGACCACGACGGGUACAGUGACGAAGAGAACCAAUACAGCUCUGACGAAUUGUCGGUCAACCAUGCAACAGUUGUUGCUCCAUACAGCAAGCAAUCGUCAUUUUCUACAUUAAAGAGAGACAGUUCCUCAAAGACUUUAUUUGCAUAUUUUACAGGCGACAAUACGAAUAAAGAGAGUGGAGUCAACCGAAGCUCGUCAAGACGAAAAUUGAUGAGCAGGAGAAGCAGUCAAAUGAGCUCAUCGCCCAAUAACAACCCAGAAGCAGAUGGAGGAGCUAUGUUCCCAAUUAAUGAGAUAGAUUCCAGAUUAGAUCCAGACACAAUGUUCUUGAAUCAAAACUUUUCCAACAAAUCACUUGGUGAUAAUCAAGAUUAUUCAAGAAAGCUUAAAAUCACUAAUCCUGAGUAA